AUGUCCACCGACACGUUGGCACGGGUAUUUCUGCCGGUCUUCCUUGUCUGGACCGGCGAUACUCAUCUAUGCAUUUCUCCGGAUAUCCUAUUCCAAGAAAGAAGUCCUUCAUAAGAACUGGUCUCCUCAUCGACAGUAUCAGAAGAACAGAUUCUAGUGCCUAUGUCGAGCAUGCACAGAACCAAGUUUCGUUUUCUCUGAACUGGAAAGAAACUGAGGAAGCGGUUUUUCGAUAGACUGAUCUCUUACCGGAAGCAUCUGCCCGUCUAAGUACGGAAGGCAAUUUUCAAAAAAUACAGGCCUUUGAAUAAACCACCGCUACAUUUAGUCAGGAGGGCAAGGAAAUUUCAACCAAUGGGGGCGGCGAAUAAUAAGUGAUGUUUACAGUCGCACAGAAUUUUAGUGUACAUAUUAGAGUUGCCGGCUUCGUGGAGUCCUACACCCUACCGUUACACAACUUUUAAAGCCCCAUGCAAACCAUGCCUCCGAAAGCACUUAAAGCCCCUUUUUUUCAGUUUCACAGCUAAAACCCCUUGUGGACGUCACUAGACCCAAAUUGGACAAAAUUGCGGCGGAAACGCUUCGAGAUCGCCAACAACUGACGGAUACGGAGCAGCAAGUCUUAGCAGUUGAGAAACGAUACAAUGAGUUUGAGGGGACAGCCAAUCUUGCUGGUAAGUUUAUAAGCCUGACAACCAGGACUUCGUUCUCUCCGUUUUGGCAUUUUACAGACACGCGCUUUGGCUUGUACCGGCUGGGGGCGGUAGGUGUACUCAGUGCGCCACAAUAACCACGACCCAGUCCCACUUUAGAGGAGAAGGGGAAAGGCACAAAUAGGAGUAGUGUAUUCUGUGGAGUUUGUGAACGCCUGUGAUUGGCUAUCCUCAUGGCUAAAUGUGCUCACUUUCUUGCGCUCGAGAGCUGUGAUCACAUGAUUCCCAGCGCGGUGUGGGUGCCAGAGAAAGAAGAUUGGAUCGCCUUCGAGGCUUUACAGGCCCUAAAAGUAGACAGGUUCAAAUUAUGAGCAAAAUAAAAGUAGUCGAGGGUAACUUCUUUGCUGUCAUCAGCCGAAAGUUCCCAGCCUUUGGCUGCCUGAGCCACGAACACAGGUGUUUUCGGAGAAUGUUCAAAUUCGCACUGGUGUGGCUUCUACCUACCUCUCCUCAUUUCGAGUUUGAGCAAUUAUUUGCAGUGUGACUACCGGUAUUGACUAGGACUAUAAACCUCCAGGCAACAUAACACCAAAUAGCAGGAUUGUCAGUUCAAACACCUACACAAGGAUAACUUGUUCUUGUCGGGUCUUUCAUAGACGAUGCUUAUUGCUCUUCAAAUAUGCUGAACUAUGCUUAUCUAUCAUCUCAGUUGACCGAGCCAACGACACACAGAACCGUCUGAUCUCGAGUCUGGAGGCCACGGAAAGACGGUUCAGCGAGCUGGAAGCAAAACUGGCUCUGCCUCGUCGACUGGCUGCCUAUGCUCGAUCCCUUCUUGAUAUGGCCUACGCCGGUCUUGGACGCGAUCCACUUCCGCUGCGACUGGACGGUUCAGACUGCGUGUACACAUUUGUGCCCUAUCAGGUCACAAAGUCACGGGUCUUCGACCUGCAAUUCUGGUACACCGCGACCCUCGAGCGGGUCUCUGGUCAGAAGGCUCAACAGAUUCGAUCCAACGCUGUGCUCAUGGUGGGAAGACGUGCGUUCCCCGGUAAAACCGUAAUGUUUGCUGUUACCGUUGAAGCCGACGGUACCCUCCGCUUCUCUUGGUCGCUACCGCGAGCCAGGGACGGCGCCAACUACGUCAGUCUUGGACCACUCAACGGGACGGCCACUAAUAGGGUAGGUUGAGGACAGUUAACGUACGUAUCUUUAACAUUUUACAUUUUGCUAGUUGAGCAAGAAUCAGUGCGACUGAAUGAUCAUUAGCAGCAGGGCCGCUGUAAAAUGUACCGGUAAGUGUUGUGUCGAGGAGGAAGACGGAAGCCACACAGAGGUCGAGGAACCAACUGCUCUCAGGCCAGUGGCCUGCUUAUCCUGAACCCUAGAAACUGAUCAGUUUAAAGAGGCGCAUAUGUUGCCCUGGCGUAAUAUAACCGCAUCUUUUUAAACCGGGUAGCCUGUACUUGUCUAGAAUUAAUCGAUACAUCUUGUAGACCUGAACUUGUGGUACAAAUGUCAGGUAUAAUUCCUGAGGGGGACAUAUAUAUAUAUUGAAUUUGUAUACAGUAUUCGUGACAUUUCUAUGCAUUUUCAAGCCAAAUUAAUAGGCAGUUCAUAAAUGUGACAGGGAGUGUAUUCUGUUAGGUGGUUUUUAUGCACUUUAAAGUCUUAAAAUCGCCAACAUUUUUUGAGAUCUACAGUCUGCACCUAGAAUCUCAACUUGGAUGGAAAUGGGCCGCAUAAUUCUGACUUUUCAAGUGGUUCAAUCCAUCAGAUUUCUUUUUUUUAAUUAGUUCGGUGCAACGCUUGAUGACCACGGCCAACAGCAUGAGUGAUUUUAACACAUCGAACGUCCAUGUUUCCCCUCUAGGUGAGGAUCACUGCCGUUCCAGGCGAAGUUAACAUGUACUUGCAAGAGAUUCCCGAAGGCGUUUCGUCGCUGCAAGGUCUGGCAAUUCAACGAGCUACCUUCGUGGAUAAGAGCAGUACCGCCAUCUCUGAUCUCACUAUCGACAACCUGCUUGAACUUCGCGUCGGUGGACCUGCUAGCCAGGACAUGGGCGCCGACGAACCGCCAAUGGAAGCGUGGGGGGAGAACGGUGCUGAGGAGUUGUGGGCAAAGGUGCAACACAUGGGCAAUUCCCUGGGUUGUCUCUUCAAUCUUCGUCUCUCCGGACACAUGAUAGGCUUCCCAGACCUGGCAAAUGCCAGUCGUUCAUGUGCCCCCAAGGGCAAAGAUCUAUGCAAAAUGUAAGUGCUACCUAAACUUUAUCAGUAGGUGAUUUGUUUAAAUUGUACAAGUUUACGUUGGAGGAUACCUUCCUUUCAGACAAACUAACUUCCGCCCACUUGUCCGUGAUGGUUAUGCAUGGCAAAGGGAGAGUCCUCUGGAGGACGGCCUCGAGCCACAUCCACGACCUGGCAUAGAGGCCAUACAAGAUCCCAUAGUUGAUCGUCUAG
This is a messenger RNA of Spirometra erinaceieuropaei, 3116 nucleotides long. The record is from the annotation of a GenBank genome assembly. NCBI's taxonomy places the organism in Eukaryota, Metazoa, Platyhelminthes, Cestoda, Diphyllobothriidea, Diphyllobothriidae.